AUGGACGCGGCGACGCCAAAAUGUUUUCUAUUGUCGACGCGAAACGCAGGCUGUGACUCAACCACUCAAUAUCCACCAUUCUCCCUCACCCUUUCAUUGAUCCAAUUCCCGCCCAACAUGCCGACUGUGCACCUCUUGGACUAUGUCGCAGGCAACGUUCGCUCUCUGGUCAAUGCCAUUGAGAAGGUUGGCUACACAGUCGAAUGGGUCAAGUCGCCUGCUGAUGUACCUGCUGCAGAGAAACUCAUUAUUCCUGGUGUCGGUCACUUCGGCCACUGCAUGUCCCAACUCGAGAAAGCUGGUUACGUCGAACCCAUCCUCCAACACAUCAAGGCAGGCAAGGCUUUCAUGGGCAUAUGCGUGGGUAUGCAGGCGAUUUUUGGAAGCUCGGAAGAAGACCCACAAGUCAAGGGAUUGGGCGUGAUCCCGUUGCAGCUGCGCAAGUUUCGCGACACCGACAAGAGCGUACCUCAUAUCGGAUGGAACAGCGCGAACACAUCACCAACCGGCGAGGUCACGGAUGAAUCGCUCUAUGGGCUUCGUCCGAGCUCUAAAUACUACUAUGUUCACUCGUACGCUGCAAUGUACCGACCAGGCGAGUUGGAAAAGAACGGGUGGGCCGUAGCUACCGCCCGCUAUGGUGACGAAGAGUUUGUGGGUGCCGUGGCCAAAGACAAUGUCUUUGUCACCCAGUUUCAUCCCGAGAAGAGUGGUGCCGCGGGUCUUCGUGUCCUCAAAGCCUUCCUUGACGGCAAAAAGUCGCAAAAACUGGGCGAGGUCCCGACGGCUGCCGAUACCAAGACAGGCCUGACGAGACGAGUGAUCGCAUGUCUGGACGUUCGUACAAAUGAUCAGGGUGACCUCGUUGUAACGAAGGGCGAUCAAUACGACGUGCGCGAAAAGGACGGCGUGAGCUCUGGGGGUCAAGUACGUAACCUGGGCAAACCCGUGGAGAUUGCCAAAAAAUACUACGAGCAGGGUGCAGACGAAGUCACUUUUCUUAACAUCACUUCAUUCCGCAACUCCCCCGUUGCUGACACACCUAUGUUGGAGAUCUUGCGACGAACGAGUGAGACUGUCUUCGUCCCGUUGACGAUAGGAGGAGGCAUUAGGGAUACAGUAGACACAGACGGGACCAAAAUAUCUGCCCUAGAUAUUGCUACCAUGUACUUCAAAUCUGGCGCCGACAAAGUGAGUAUCGGAUCGGAUGCGGUGAUCGCUGCCGAGGAAUACUAUGCGCAAGGCUCGCAGUUGAACGGAAAAACAGCCAUAGAAACCAUAUCUGGAGCAUAUGGCAACCAAGCCGUCGUAAUCAGCGUCGAUCCGCGCCGGGUUUACGUAGCUUCGCCCGAAACCACAUCACACCAUACCAUCAAGACGAGGACACCAGGUCCAAAUGGCGAGGAAUAUUGUUGGUAUCAGUGCACGAUCAAGGGUGGUCGCGAGGGGCGAGACUUCGACGUACGACAACUCGUCGUCGCAGUAGAGGCGAUGGGUGCUGGCGAGAUUCUUCUCAACUGUAUCGACAAAGAUGGCACUAACAGUGGAUUUGACUUGGAGCUCAUAAAUGAUGUCAAAGCAGCCAUCAAAAUUCCAGUCAUUGCAAGUAGCGGGGCUGGCAAUCCGGGACACUUUGAUGAGGUAUUUGCGAAGACCUCAACUGAUGCUGCGCUAGGAGCUGGCAUGUUUCACAGGGGAGAGUACACGGUGAAGCAAGUCAAGGACCACCUACAAGGAACGGGGCAGUUGGUACGACAGUACGAAGAUGCCAUAUAA
Messenger RNA from Periconia digitata, 1776 nucleotides. The record is from the annotation of a GenBank genome assembly. NCBI's taxonomy places the organism in Eukaryota, Fungi, Ascomycota, Dothideomycetes, Pleosporales, Periconiaceae.